AUGGCUAUCAGUGAGAUCGUCGCCGAUGAGUCGCUUUUACCAGUGCUUCAAACCAGUGCUGAGACCCUCGCCCAAUGCCAACAGUUGCUUUCGAUCCUCAAUCCCGAAUCCUCCCCCAACGAUGCCGCCAAGCUCCAAGAACUGUCAUUAGCCGCCACCAAGCAUCAGAGACUUCUCUAUUCUCUACUUGCCCAACUCCGUGGGCAGAAUCGGGAUGCCAUCUUUCGCGUGCGCGACACCAAGCAGGCGACCGCGGAAGCUCGGCAAGAGAUCGACCGGCUACACCUUCAACUCCAGAACUUGUACUAUGAACAGAAGCAUCUCACGGGUGAGAUCGCUGCCUGUGAGGCUUAUGACCACAAAUAUCUAUCUCUUCCCUUGAUCCCGGUCGAAGAGUUCCUCGAGCUUCACCCCGAGCAUCGCGAAACCAACGAGCAUGAACUGAUGAUCGCCCGCAUUAAUCACGAGCAUGCCGAACGCGAGAAGCUGGAACAAGCGCGGCAGGAGCUCCUUAAGCGCAAGCAGGCUUUGAUCGCCGAGAACAAGAAGAGAAAAGAUGACCUUGCCAACCUUGAUCAAGAUCUCGAGAAGUUCAUUGAUGCCGCCAAACCCAUCCAGAGGAUCUUCGAGAAGGAAUACUAG
Penicillium brevicompactum is the source of this 642-nucleotide messenger RNA. RefSeq lists its product as uncharacterized. The coding region runs from base 1 to 642 and encodes 213 amino acids. Gene Ontology annotation, molecular function: mRNA binding. Lineage: Eukaryota; Fungi; Ascomycota; Eurotiomycetes; Eurotiales; Aspergillaceae. The record is from RefSeq and is a predicted model, not a curated record. The transcript has 3 exons. Gene Ontology annotation, biological process: positive regulation of DNA-templated transcription, elongation; mRNA export from nucleus. Gene Ontology annotation, cellular component: THO complex part of transcription export complex.